Messenger RNA from Hemicordylus capensis (graceful crag lizard), 5999 nucleotides. It is a transcript of the gene ZMYM3, whose product is annotated as zinc finger MYM-type containing 3. Lineage: Eukaryota; Metazoa; Chordata; Lepidosauria; Squamata; Cordylidae. The record is from RefSeq and is a predicted model, not a curated record. Gene Ontology annotation, molecular function: zinc ion binding. The coding region runs from base 817 to 5118 and encodes 1433 amino acids. The transcript is spliced from 26 exons.
CCUGGGCUGUGCUCAGGGGUGGGAUCCUGUAAGGACUCACUCACUCAGGAGGGGGUAGACAGGCCAGGCUGAGGUCUGCUAGGAUGCUGAGCUGGGCGUGAAGGACGUCAGGGAGGGAUCCUGCAGGGACCCAUUGUGGAGGAGUAGGCACCAAGGGUGGGGGCAGACUACCCUUGGCAGAGAGGGAGGGCCAUGACUCACCUGGCCCCUGCGAGGGCUCUGCGGGGGUGGGGUGGCAUCCUGCAUGCGCUUGCUCCGGAGCAGGAGGAGGCAGGGGCUGUAGCUGGUCUAACCUAAUCCUCACCUUCCAACCUGGGAGGGAGAAUGAGCUGUCCUGUGUGGUCAGUUGACUAAUCCAAUUCUGACUGAUUGGUGAUGCUCUGUAUGUAGGCCAAUCCGGGCUGUCCCAAGGGUAGGCAUCCUGCAGGCAAUUGCUGAAGGCAGAAGCAGCCAGUGCUUCAGCUGGGCCAGGCCAGGUUUUGCCUUGCUGCUCUCUUAUUUGAGAGUUCUUGGAUGGCAUCCCCAGGAGAGAGCACGAUGCUGCUUUUGAGGCCAUGUGAGCUGGGCACAAUUUGAACUGUUCGCUUUCUACCCUUGACUGUGCUGCUCAGGGACAGAUUCCACCCCCUACUGUCAGACCAUGGAGGGCCUGAUUGGGGGAUCCAAAGAACAUUUGUCAAGGCCUGCCCUAAUGUAUGCAGAAGUAAGGUGUGGGUAGCCUGUUGUAUAUGCCCAUGGAGAGAAGAGACUGGAGGGAGAUCUACUGCCCCACAAGCCCAAAGGAAGGAUCUGGGAGAAGUUUUUAGCUGCUGUUGAAUGGAUCCCAGUGAAUUUCCCGGCUCCUUGGGGCCACUGUCCCUGCCUGAUAAGCCACUGAUUGGCGACCUCCCUGCAGACAUGGAGUUUGGAGAGGAUCUGCUGGCCUCCCAGACGGCCUCCCAGACGGCCUCGGCUCUCCAGCCCCAAGAGAUGGAGUGGGAAACACCCAAGCAAGCAACCUUGGAUGGCGACUUGGACUUGGGCUUGGGGAAAGCGGAUGGUUUGCCAGAUCUCGGCAAAUCCAACAGUCUGGCCCUCGAGAAAUCCAGCGCUUUGGACAUCUUGGAACAGCCUGACGUCCUGGAUGGCUUGAGCAAAGAGGAUGACCUGGCCGUUCUGGAUAAGUGCAAGGAGCUAGACAGCUUGUGCAAGCCGCAUGCUCCUGUGGAGCCCGAGGAGGGGCCUGGAGAUCCUUUGGCGGCAGGAGCAGAAGCCCUCAUUCCUGAAGCUUGGAAAGAGGAAGGUGUGUUGAAAACGGACACGGAAGGCACAAAAGGUGAAGAUGGGGCAGACAGUGCAGCCUCCCUUCCAGACAGCCGCGUCCCAGAGUCAUCUGAUGUAGUGGAGGUGAGCAGCCCUCUGCCUUCGCAGGAACCAACAGCCUCGCCUGGCAGCUCCCCAACAAGUCAGCGGCUAGCUAAGAAAGCCCGGUUGAAAGCCCCCAGGAAAAGCUCCCCCGUGUGGGGGGAGGGGGAGGAGGAGGAGGUGGCGGCAGCCGUGGAGGAGGGGAAGGAGGCCACCCUCAACAGCACUCCUGAUCCGUCGUCUGAGCCAGCAGAAGAGAGUCCAGCUGAAGCGCAGAAGGAAAUUGGCACCAGCCAAGAAGACCUUGCCAAGGUCAAAGCAGAGGAGACCGAGCAGGGCCCCCAACUUCCAGGGGACGUCCCUGUCGCGAAGGCGAACGAGCAGCCCGUUGAAAAGGAGCAGAAGAGGAGUGAGCGGGCCAGGAGAGCAGAAGUGUCCCGCCCCGAGACAGUCAACUCCUCCGAGAGCAUUCCUGUCUCGGAUGAGGAUUCCGACGCCAUGGUGGACGACCCCAACGAUGAGGACUUUGUUCCCUUCCGCACUCGACGCACCACACGCGCCAUGUCUCUGCGUAAUCAGAUGGCCCAGCGGGCCGCCCGCUCCACAGUCACCAAGAUGACGUGUGCCAACUGCCGGACGCCGCUGCAGAAGGGCCAGACAGCCUACCAGCGCAAGGGGCUGCCCCAGCUUUUCUGCUCCAGCUCCUGCCUCACCACCUUCUCCAAGAGGCCUCUCAACAAGAAGAACUGCACCUUCUGUAAAAAGGAGAUCUGGAACACCAAGGAGUCCGUUGUGGCCCAGAUUGGCUCAGGCAGCUCUUUCUUUGAGUUCUGCACUUCCGUAUGCCUCUCGCUGUAUGAAGCCCAACAACAGAGACCAUCCCCACAGACGUCAGAAGCCUCGGACACGGUCCGCUGCAGUGUGUGCUACAAGCCAGGAGAGAUCCAGCACGAGGUCAGCAACGGCAACGUGGUGCACCGCAUCUGCAGCGAUGCCUGCUUCACCAAGUUCCGCGCCACCAAGGGCCUGAAAACCAACUGCUGUGACAACUGCGGCCUCUACCUGUACAACAAGGGGCUGCCCCUGGAGUAUCUCUUCCACGAGGGGCAGCAGAAGCGCUUCUGCAACACCACCUGCCUCAACAGCUACAAGAAGAAGAACACCCGGGUCUAUCCCUGCAUGUGGUGCAAGACACUGUGUAAGAACUUCGACAUGCUGUCCCACAAAGACCGGAACGGCAAGAUGAGCCUCUUCUGCUCUAUCUGCUGCACCACCUCCUUCAAGGUCAAGCAGGCGGGGCUGACAGGACCCCCUCGGCCUUGCAGCUUCUGCCGGAAGAGCCUGUCCGAGCCCUGCUACUACAACAAGAACGAGCAGGUGGUGUACCAGUUCUGCAGCCCCAGCUGCUGGACCAAAUUCCAGCGCACCAGCCCAGAAGGUGGGAUCCACUUGACCUGCCAUUCCUGCCACAACCUCUUCACUGGGAAGCCCGAGAUCCUGGACUGGCAGGACAAGGUCUACCAGUUCUGCUGCCGCGACUGCUGUGAAGACUUCAAGCGGCUGCGAGGGGUGGUGUCCCAGUGUGAGCACUGCAAGCAGGAGAAGCUGCUGCACGAGAAGAUCCGCUUCUCCGGGGUGGAGAAGAACUUUUGUAGCGAAGGGUGUGUGCUUCUUUAUAAACAGGAUUUCACCAAGAACCUGGGCCUCUGCUGCAUCACCUGCACCUACUGCUCCCAGACUUGCCAGCGGGCUGUCACUGAGCAGCUCGAAGGCAGCACCUGGGACUUCUGCAGCGAAGACUGCAAGAGCAAAUACCUGCUGUGGUACUUCAAGGCAGCUCGGUGCCAUGCCUGCAAGCGCCAGGGGAAGUUGUUGGAAACCAUCCACUGGCGAGGGCAGAUCAAACACUUCUGCAACCAGCAGUGUCUGCUGCGGUUUUACAACCAACAGAAUCAGCCCAACCUGGACACCCAGAAAGGGCCCGAGAGCCUGCUGAACAGUCAGACCCCAGAACCAAAGCAGCCCUCUUCCAGCCCACAGAAAGCAGAGACCAAUGCGGUGCCUGCGAAAAACAGCUCUUCUUCUCCGACGGCCCCAGCCCCUCCCCCGCCGGCUCAGCCGGUCACGCCGCGGAAGAACAAGGCGGCCAUGUGCAAGCCGCUCAUGCAGAACCGGGGAGUGUCCUGCAAGAUCGAGAUGAAGUCCAAGGGGUGUCAGACAGAGGCCGACUGGAAGCCCCAGGUGAUCGUGCUGCCCCUCCCCGUGCCGAUUUUUGUGCCUGUGCCUAUGAACAUGUACUGCCAGAAAGUACCCGUGCCUUUCUCCAUGCCUGUCCCGGUGCCUGUGCCAAUGUUCCUGCCCACCACGCUGGAGAGCACGGAGAAGAUUGUGGAGACCAUUGAGGAGUUGAAGGUGAAAAUCCCAUCCAACCCCCUGGAAGCUGAUAUCCUGGCCAUGGCAGAAAUGAUUGCGGAGGCAGAGGAGCUGGACAAGGCCUCUUCGGACCUCUGCGACCUGGUGAGCAACCAGAGUGCUGAAGGCCUCCUAGAGGACUGUGACCUCUUUGGGCCAGCCAGAGAUGACGUCUUAGCCAUGGCUGUCAAGAUGGCAAACGUGUUGGACGAGCCGGGUCAGGAUUUGGAGGCCGACUUCCCCAAAAACCCCUUAGACAUCAACCCCAGUGUGGAUUUCCUCUUUGACUGCGGCCUCGUGGGCCCAGAUGACGUCUCUGCGGACCAAGACCUGCCGCGGGCCAUCCGCAAGGGCCAGAAGCGCCUGGUGUUGUCAGAGAGCUGCUCGCGGGAUUCCAUGAGCAGCCAGCCCAGCUGCACGGCCCUCAACUACUCGUAUGGGGUGAAUGCCUGGAAGAGCUGGGUGCAAGCCAAGUACGCCGGCGGCGAGACCAGCAAGGGAGACGAGCUGCGCUUUGGCCCUAAGCCCAUGCGGAUUAAAGAAGACAUCCUGGCCUGCACAGCAGCUGAGUUGAACUACGGCCUGGCCCAGUUCGUCAAGGAGAUCACCCGGCCCAACGGGGAGCGCUACGAGCCCGACAGCAUCUAUUACCUCUGCCUGGGCAUCCAGCAGUACCUGCUGGAGAACAACCGCAUGGUGAACAUCUUCACGGAUCUCUACUACCUGACCUUUGUGCAGGAGCUCAACAAGACGCUGAGUGGCUGGCAGCCCACGAUCCUGCCGAACAAUGCCGUCUUCUCCCGCGUGGAAGAGGAGCAUCUCUGGGAGUGCAAGCAGCUGGGGGUCUACUCGCCCUUCGUGCUGCUCAACACCCUCAUGUUCUUCAACACCAAGUUCUUUGGGCUGCAGUCGGCCGAGGAGCACAUGCAGCUCUCCUUCACCAACGUCGUGCGGCAGUCCCGCAAGUGCACCACGCCCCGGGGCACCACCAAGGUGGUGAGCAUCCGCUACUACGCUCCCGUGCGGCACCGGAAGGGGCGAGAUGGUGGCCUCGGCAAGCGGAAGCGGGAGGAGGAGGCGCCCGUCUUGGAGCAGCGAGAGAACCGCAUGAACCCACUGCGCUGCCCGGUCAAGUUCUAUGAGUUCUAUCUCUCCAAAUGCCCCGAAAGCCUGCGCAACCGGAACGACGUCUUCUACCUGCAGCCGGAGAGGUCGUGCAUCGCGGAGUCGCCCCUCUGGUACUCGGUCAUCCCCAUGGACAAGAGCAUGCUGGAGAGCAUGCUGAACCGCAUCCUGGCCGUCCGCGAGAUCUACGAGGAGCACAGCCGCGGGGGCGGCGGCCUGGACGACGACAUGGACUGAGCGCCGGCCGCCGGGCUUGCCGCAGGGAGACCGUGUGGGGCCCAGGGCCGCUCCAGCCAGCCGGCGGGGGACUGUGGGGGGCAGCCCGCUGCCCCUCCCCGCCUGGGCUUUGCAGGCAUGUAGGACUCUUGAACACUCCCCGCCCCGCUAGUGAAGAGCUCCCCCUGCCCCACGAGGGGCCAGCACCGCCCACCCGCCCGUUGCCCCCGCCCCUCUCCCUGUGCUGCCUAGGAGUGCCUGCUUGCCUGGUCCCCCCCCCCAGCCACACCCCCUCCCCUGGCACCAGGAAAAUUGUAAGGGGUGGGAGGGGGCGUGACUGGGAGGGGGGCCCCCCCAGAGGCCGCUCUUUGUCCCGCAAGGUGGGGAGCGGAGACGGAGAGGAUCUGAGCUGGCUCUGGGCCCUCGGGGAAGCCCGGCUCAGUCGGCAACCCCCGCUUUCUGGUUGUCAUGGGGGAGGAGGGGGGGCUCCUUGCCUGCACGUCUCCUUGCGUGGGGCUCCUGCAGCCUCUCCUCUUUCGUAGGGACGGCCGCAGGAGGCCCUCUUGCACCCCCCGCCAAAACAGUAGGAAGCUCUCCCUCCCCCCCCGCACCCCCCUCUAUGUGUUGAGGGAGCAGGUCCUAAGAUGCCACCUGGGAGGCCUGCUUGCCCACUUCCUCGGAGCCCAGCUUGCCCCCCGCCCUGCCCCGCCCCACCCCAUCUGUGUGUUGCGUUGAACUCUGAGCUAUGGCUGGUGGUGGUGCCGUCUGUCAAGCCUGUAUAUAUUGUUCUGGCCCAGCCCUGUCUGUGUCCUUGUUGCGAGUGAGCCAGUCGCGGGUCUCGUUGUAGUGAUGCCAGGGGUGGCGGCGGGCGGGCGGGGGGGGUGGCGUUAUGACCCGUCCCG